AUGAAUGACACCGGCGGUCAUCCAGGCGUGCGGAGCCUGCUUGCUAAGUUCGAAAACAACCAGACCAGUGCUCCCUCACCACCAUCGCGAGGCCGGUCACCCGCUGGCUCUGAUAACUCGGGUUCGGUGAGGCCUCUGUCCAAAGUCCGUGCGAGCUUCGUUGCUGUCGACGGGGCCACCCAGCCCAAUCCCCUUGCGGGUCUGCGCAGUGUCAGUGUGCGCAGCGACAGCCCGGCCGGCCCGACUCGAGUGAGGAGCUUUCACUCGGACGACAUGGAAGGUGGAUUGAAGAGCCCGCUAUCUCCUACGGGAAACGGGUUCUCGUGGAGAACCUCUGCUCCGUCAGCGACAGAGUCUGAGAUAGCACCAAAGCCCACCGUGGAAAAAGUUGCUACGCCUGUUGUGGAGGAAGCCAAGCCCUCGGAGGAUAAAGAGAACACUCCUGCCGAUGAUACUACCGAGCCCACUGCAGCCGUAUCAAACACCCCAUCGCCAAAGAAACCCGCAGCCCCGCGCCCAGCUGCGAUUCAGGUAGCCAAAAGGGCGGCUCCUGCGAAGCCUGCUGCGAAGUCGCCUGCCCAUCCUCGUACGCCAACCUCCCCAGCCAAGCCUGCCGACCAUACGACCAGAACUAUCCGCACGUCCAGACCAUCUUCCAACGCGAAGCCUACUUCGCUCGAGCCAGCUAAGACUGCAACUCAUAAGUCAAGCCGGGCAUCUUUGAACCCCCCGACUAAGCCUGCCACCCGAACCGUGCGUCCUUCUGCGUCAGCAAGAGACUUGACUAAGCCGACGGCCUCGAGUGCUUCUCGCACCACUCGACAGGUGUCUACGUCAACUCGCCCUUCGGCCCCCACGUCGACCGCAACGGCGGCGGCCAAGAAGGCGCCCGCAGCCACGCCUGCUGCUCCCCUAUCGCGCAAGCCCUCUUCACUGAAGAAUGCAAGCACCACCACGCAGCGUCGCGCCAUCACUCCGACUGCGGCCAGUCUGCGCAAGCAAGCCCCUCGCGCCUCCCCUCCUGAGAGACCACACUCACGAACGAGCACCACCAGCUCUAAGCCAGUGGAUGAGGGCUUCUUGGCAAGAAUGAUGCGUCCGACAGCAAGUUCUGCCAGCAAGUCGCAUGACAAGGUGGAGAUCAAGAGUCCUCCACGCCCGGCCAAAACAGUUCAAGCUCCGCGGCGGGUUCCUUCCAAGCUGGAAAGUCGUCCACCACGCCUGACCAAGCCUGAUCAUGGCAAGCAGCAUGGAGCCUCCGCCGAGCCGCAGAAGCCUAAGCCCAAGCCCGAGCAAGAUACUUCCACGGAGGAAACAGCGAAGUCGCAUGCGGCCCUUCAGGCGCAGCUUGCAGAGCCCGAGGCCAACGUAUCCGAGGAGACUCCUAUCCAGACAUUGGCGGUUGACGAGGAGCCUAAGCCGCUAGUGGUGGAAGAGGUUGCUGCCCCUGUGACGGAAGCCCCAGCUGAGAGUGCCGUCAUCUCCAAUGGCGUCGAGACCACCGAGCAGCCGGCUCCCAUUCAGGAGCACGUUGUUGAAUCUCUCCCUUCCGUUUCCGAAGAUGACGCCGUUUCGGUCGCUGAGCCGCCCGCAAAUGAUGCUCCUGAGCCGGAGACUUCGGCUGAGAAGGUUGCACCUGUUGAAGGUCAUGCGGAUCCUGCCACUGAGACCUCUGAACAGACACCCAUGAAGGCUUCCGACGAGGUCGACCUUGAUAUGGAUAAGCUUGCUCUCAACUGA
Aspergillus saccharolyticus JOP 1030-1 is the source of this 1740-nucleotide messenger RNA. RefSeq lists its product as uncharacterized. Bases 1 to 1740 code for a protein of 579 amino acids. The record is from RefSeq and is a predicted model, not a curated record. The transcript has a single exon. Lineage: Eukaryota; Fungi; Ascomycota; Eurotiomycetes; Eurotiales; Aspergillaceae.